AUGAGCAAGUCAACCGAGCGCGCGGCGCACGCCCUCUCCGAACAGCUCCUCAAUGCGACCUUCUCCGGCAUCGAGGCCACCGCCCGCCACUUCGCGCCGCUCAACUCCUCCGCGUCCAUCCUGGCACGCACUCUCGGCUCGUCCCUCAACGGCACCACGGACCUCUCCUUCGACGAGAUCCGAUCCCGCGUGGCACCUCCCCUCUUCCUCUCCCUCUCCGUCCUCCCCCACGCCUCCCGAGCCUCCUACGCCGGCAACGACGCCCUCACUUUCUCAUACUUCACCGACAACGACGACACCUUCGCCGUAUUCUCGAAUUCCACCGCGCCUUCUUCGUGCUACGUCCAGCCUGUCAACCGUGACACUGGCAGGCUGUAUGGACAGCCCGUCUCGUGUGCACCGAAAGUUCACGCCAACUCGACUAUUGGCGGCGCCGCAGCGACGGAAUUCGACGAAAAGGGGAACCUACAGUUCGUUUACGGCGCGGCGAUGGACGGGAGAGGAUACGUGACGGUCGGUUUUCCGGCAGCGGCGGUCGCCGGACAUUUUUCGGGGCUUAAUUUCAACGGCGGGGAUUUCCAGCUGGCGACGGCUGAUGGGCGGGUGAUUGUCGGGAGCAAGCUUCGGGAGGUACGCGUGGACGUGAAAAACGGGACGGUGUCGGUGGAUAAGAGUAGUGGGCACUACUAUUCUUGCGAGGAUCGUUUUCACACGAGGAUUAAGGGGAAGAGGCACGUGUUUUAUUGCUCGGGUGUUCAGAUUGGUGGGAUUGCGUCGGUUUACGUGCUGGCCUUGCCGACGAGGGGUUUGGCUCACGAGAAUCGACCGCUGGUGAUGACGCUUUUAGUGCUUGUAUUGGUUAUAAUAGUGGUGUCGGUGGGGGGUUAUGUGAUCGCGGCGGUGAGGUAUGCGAGGCGAGAGAUGUUUCUGUGUGCGGCAUUGGUGAAGCAGAUGGACUCGACUCAGCAGGCGGAGCGCAAGAGUAUGAACAAGAGUCUCGCGUUCGCCAGUGCCAGCCAUGAUAUACGUGCCUCGUUGGCUGCCAUAACCGGCCUCAUUGAUCUUUGCCUUGAUGACGAGAAGGUUCACUCGAAUAUUGCUGCCAGCUUGGGCCAGAUGAGUAAUUGCGCGACAGACCUCUUAGGUAUAUUAAAUUCGGUUCUCGACACAAGUAAAAUAGAGGCCGGGAAAAUGCAGCUUGAGGAGGAGGAGUUCAACGUGGCGCAGCUUCUGGAGGACGUGGUUGACAUGUUCUAUCCAGUUGGGAUGAAAAAAGGCGUGGAUGUUGUGCUCGACCCAUGUGAUGGCUCCAUCUUGAAGUUCAGCAAUGUCGUGGGUGACAAGGGAAAGCUCAAACAAAUACUAAGUAAUUUACUAAGCAAUGCCACUAAAUUCACCUCGGAAGGCCACAUCUUGGUUCGUGCUACGGUCAGAAAAACGAGCAUCGAGAACGAAAUAAUCGCUUCAAAUCGGAAGAGCGUGUUGAGCUGCCUCUCGAAAAUGUGCGACAAGAACAAAGGAAGCCUGAGCAAUCUGGAGAGCCUUCACACUGUUCAGGAGAAUCCUGAUUCCAUGGAGUAUGUGUUUGAAGUCGACGAUACCGGAAAGGGAAUCCCGAGAGACAGACAGCGGUCGGUUUUCGAAAACUUUGUUCAGGUUAAAGAGACAGCCCAAGGACAAGGCACUGGUCUUGGACUAGGAAUUGUUCAGUCCUUAGUUCGUCUAAUGGGGGGUGAAAUAAAGAUUGUGAACAAGGAGCAUGGCCAAAGGGGCACUUGCUUCAGAUUCAACGUGUUCCUCAUUGCACGUGACCGUACAAGUGGCGAUAUAGAGGAAGGAAUAAUGAGCUAUGCUAAUAACGAUGACGGUGACAUUCACAGUCGUUUUGGGAUGCAUUUUCGGUCUGUACCUCCGAAGUCAGAUGCAUCCCACGUCAUUCUCUAUAUAGCCGGCGAGGCUCGCCGGAAAAUAUCCAAACGGUUGAUCCGUAGCUUCGGCCUAAGGGUAUUGGCGGUCAAAAGAACCGUUGACUUCCACCGAGCACUCGAGAGGAUAAAGCAAAAGGCCGACCCCAUGUCAUCUCCCGAGACCUUUCGCGAGUCGAGCCCAAAGGAAGAACGCCCGAGCUCAAUCCUUGUUGUGAUCGAUUCAAACGCGGGUCCCGUUUCCGAGCUGUCGGCAGCCUUGGCCGGGUUUCGAAAAGAGGUUCAGAAUGCGGCGUGUAAGUUCGUGUGGUUGGAGAAUCUCGUGAAGCAAAACAGCUCUUUGGGGGAUGAGAAAAUGAUCGUGAGGCUUUGUGAUCAUGUCCUCAGUAGACCUCUGCACGGGUCCCACCUUUAUCGUGUUCUUGGUCUGCUCCCUGAAUUCGGAGGUAGUAGCCUUCUUGGAGGAAAGACUCAAAUAACCGAAGAUAUUCAUUUUUACUCGAAGGAGAGAAAGAUACAGACGGCCGAGGUGAAAAUUGUGAGGGCCCCAGAGAAUGAAGUAGAGAGUAUCGAGAAGAAGCCCUUGGAAGGGAAAAAUGUUUUGGUGGUAGAAGAUGACAACACACUGCGCAUGCUGUCGACGAAAAUCCUUGGCAAACUUGGAGCGAAUAUCCAAGUUUGCCAGAAUGGAGAAGAAGCUCUGGAUUUAGUGUGCCAGAGGUUAAAAGAUGGGGAGGAAGGUGGUCUUCCCUUUGAUUGCAUCUUCAUGGAUUGCAAGAUGCCCGUGAUGGGUGGAUUUGAAGCAACAAGGUUGAUCAGAAAGGAGGAGCAAGUGCACGGAGUCCACAUUCCUAUUGUAGCUCUAACUUCGUACUCAGCACCAGAAGAGAUUAGUUUGACCAGUAAAGCCGGGAUGGAUUUCCAUUUGGUGAAGCCAUUAAGGAUAGAUGAUGUGUUGAAGAUGAUCAAAGACCAUUCCUUCUUGUAG
Molecule: messenger RNA, 2913 nt
Organism: Striga asiatica
Lineage: Eukaryota; Viridiplantae; Streptophyta; Magnoliopsida; Lamiales; Orobanchaceae
Source: the annotation of a GenBank genome assembly